Messenger RNA from Panicum virgatum (switchgrass), 3424 nucleotides. Its product is annotated as receptor-like protein kinase HSL1. NCBI's taxonomy places the organism in Eukaryota, Viridiplantae, Streptophyta, Magnoliopsida, Poales, Poaceae. Gene Ontology annotation, biological process: protein phosphorylation. The transcript is spliced from 2 exons. The record is from RefSeq and is a predicted model, not a curated record. The coding region runs from base 96 to 3188 and encodes 1030 amino acids. Gene Ontology annotation, molecular function: ATP binding; protein kinase activity; receptor serine/threonine kinase binding.
UCUACCGCGCCCCGCGGCGGCCGUGCGCCACACAACCAACGCCAAGGGCCACGCCACCGCGCCUCGAAACCAGACCGGCCGGGACACCAUCGGACAUGGCACCACCGCGCCGCGCGCGCGCCCUCGCCUGCGUCCUCCACCUGCUGCUCGCGGUCGCGCUGCUCCCCUGCUGCUGCCUCCCGCACCGCGCGGCCGCGCAGUCCCCGCCGGCGGCGGGCGACGCGCGGGCGCUGCUCGAGAUGAAGCGCGCGUGGGGCGACCCGCCCGUGCUCGCCGGGUGGGACGCCGCGGGCGCGGGCGCGCCCUGCAGCUGGCCGUUCGUCGGGUGCGACGCGGCCGGGCGGGUCGCGAACCUCACCCUCGCCAACACCAACGUCGCGGGGCCCUUCUCGGACGCCGUCGGCAACCUCUCCGCCCUCGAGCACCUCGACGCCUCCAACAACGCCAUCUCCGGCGGGUUCCCGGCCGCGCUCUACCGCUGCGCCUCGCUGCGGUACCUCAACCUUUCCCAGAACUACCUCGGCGGGGUGCUCCCGGCGGACAUCGGCCGCGGCCUGGUGCAGAACCUGACCACGCUCGACCUCAACGGCAAUGAGUUCAACGGCACCAUCCCGGCGUCGCUAUCCAGGCUCCGGAACCUCCAGUUUCUCGCGCUGAACAGCAACCGGUUCGCCGGUACCAUCCCGGCGGAGCUCGGCGAGCUGGCGAGCCUUCAGGAUCUGUACCUGGCAAACAACCGGUUCGAUGCAGGCCAGCUGCCGGCGUCGUUCAAGAAUCUGAACAACCUGGUCAGCCUCUGGGCGACGCAGUGCAACCUCACCGGCGACUUCCCGAACUUUGUUUGGAGCCUCAAGAAGCUGCAAGGAUUGUCUCUAUACACCAACAACUUCACCGGCGACCUGGUAACUGAUGGAUUUGCUGCUUGGAGCUUGACACUAAUCGACCUCUCAAUGAACCAGAUUGCUGGAUUUAUCCCGGAAGUGUUCGGGAGAUUGGAGAACCUCACAGUUUUGAGCCUCUUCCAGAACAACUUCUCCGGCGAGAUACCGGCAAGCAUCGGCCUGUUGCCGUCACUGACAAAGCUGAGGCUCUACUCUAACAGGCUCAGCGGCACGCUUCCACCAGAGCUCGGGAAGCACUCGCCAGGCCUGUCUCGUAUUGAGGCUGACGACAACGAGCUCACCGGCGGCAUCCCGGAGGGGCUGUGUGCCGGAGGCAAGUUCCAGUCGCUCACCGCCAAGCGCAACCACUUGAACGGCUCCAUCCCCGCGGGCCUGGCCAACUGCACUACUCUGUACAGCCUGCAGCUAGAUAGUAACAACCUGUCCGGUGAGGUGCCCCAGGCUCUGUGGACGGUGGCGCAGCUCCAGUACGUGCAGCUACCGAACAACCAGCUCACUGGGAGUCUUCCAGCCACCAUGUACGGUAACCUCAAGAGGUUGCUCAUUGGGAACAACCAGUUCGUCGGCAACAUUCCGGCUGCAGCAGUUGAGCUCCAGGAGUUCACCGCCGAGAACAACCGGUUUUCCGGUGCGAUACCGGCGAGUCUCGGCGACGGCAUGCCGCUGCUGCUGACACUGAACCUGUCCGGCAACCAACUCUCCGAUGGGAUCCCGAAGAGCCUUGCGAAGCUAAGCAAGCUGACGCAAAUGGACCUGAGCAGGAACCAGCUCACCGGCGAGAUACCAGCAGAGCUGGGCGCCAUUCCGGUGCUCAGUGUCCUGUACCUGUCGUCGAACAAGCUCUCCGGCAACGUACCACAGGCGCUCGUGAAGCCGCAGCUCAGCUCCCUGAACCUGUCCUCGAACCAGCUUAGCGGCCAGGUCCCCGCCGUGUUCGCCACCGCGGUCUACGACAACAGCUUCCUCGACAACCCCGGCCUCUGCACGGCGGCUGUGGGAUCCGGCUACCUCACCGGCGUUCGCUCCUGCGCCGGCGGAUCGCAAGACGGCGGAGGCGUCUCGCAUGGGCUCCGCACGGGCCUCCUCGUCGCCGGCACGGCGCUCCUCCUCGUCGCCGCGGCCUUCGCCUUCUUCGUCGUCCGCGACAUCAAGAAGCGGCGGCGCGUCGCGCAGCAAGACAACUGGAAGAUCACGCCUUUCGUUAAGGAUCUGGGGUUCGGGGAGGCGUCCAUACUCCGGGGCCUGUUGGAGGAGAACCUCAUCGGCCGCGGGGGCUCCGGGCGCGUGUACCGCGUCACCUACACCAACCGGCUCAACGGCAGAGCCGGCGCGGUGGCCGUGAAGCAAAUACGCACCGCCGCGCAGCUGGAGGAGAAGCUGGAGCGCGAGUUCAAGUCGGAGGCUGGCAUCCUCGGCAACCUCCGGCACAACAACAUCGUCAGGCUGCUCUGCUUCCUGUCCAGCGCCGACUCCAAGCUCCUCGUGUACGACUACAUGGAGAACGGCAGCCUGGACAGGUGGCUCCACGGCGACGCCCUCGCCGCCGCCGGCGGGCACCCCGUGGCGAGGGCGCGGUCCGCGCGGCGCGAGCCGCUGGACUGGGCGACGAGGCUCAAGGUGGCCGUCGGCGCCGCGCAAGGGCUGUGCUACAUGCACCACGAGUGCGAGCCCCUCAUUGUGCACCGCGACGUCAAGUCGAGCAACAUCCUGCUGGACUCGGAGUUCCGGGCCAAGGUCGCCGACUUCGGGCUGGCCAGGAUGCUGGCGCAGGCCGGGGCGCCGGAAACCAUGUCCGGCGUCGCGGGCUCGUUCGGCUACAUGGCUCCAGAGUGUGCUCUCACCAAGAAGGUAAACGAGAAGGUUGACGUCUACAGCUUUGGCGUCGUUCUCCUGGAGCUCACCACCGGCAGAGAGGCCAACGACGGCGGCGAGCACGGCAACCUGGCGGAAUGGGCACGGCACCAGUACCAGUCAGGGGGGAGCAUCCCCGAUGCCAUGGACAAGAGCAUCAGAUACGCCGGGUACUCUGACGAGAUCGAGGUUGUGUUCAGGCUAGGCGUGCUGUGCACCGCCGAUUUGCCGUCGUCGCGGCCAACCAUGAACGACGUGCUGCAGAUCUUGGUCAAGUGCAGCGAGCAGACGCACCACAAGAGCAAAACGGAGCGUGGCCCGGAGUAUGAGGAGGCUCCACUACUGCUGCCCAAGCACGAAAGCCGCCGGAAACAGCUCUCGAACGGCUCGGGGAUUGACAUGGACGAGAAGAGCGACUUCGACAGCAUUGUCUGAAGAAACGAACCCACCACUGCACAUGCUACUAUGCUAGUUUCAGUGAACGGCUGUUGUAGUGAUAUACUUGAGUUAGCACAUUGUACAGCAGAGAAUUAUGCACCCAAUCCCCAACUGGGUACAGGGAUAGUAUAGAGCAGGUCUUGUGGCAGACCAAAACGUUCGGUGUGUUUCGCACUGCAAAUUAACUUGUAUUAAAUCACACAUAUAGUAGACCGAUCAAACAGAAGAACUAG